CACCGCGUGUGGUCGCCGGCUCGCCGCCGCCACCGCAACGUGCGCCUUCUUGCUUCCUCCCUUCCAUCGUACCAACCAGACACCACCCGCAUCUAUCUCCGAUCCUCCGAUCCCCACCUCCACACACCCCAAUUCACAAGGCCAAGGGGAGUGAUCUAGCAGAUUGAGAGGCGGGGAGAGCAAUGGCGGUGGUCGGCGUUCUCGCGCUGCAGGGCUCCUACAACGAGCACAUCUCCGCUCUGAGGAGGAUCGGGGUGAAGGGGGUGGAGGUUCGCAAGCCGGACCAGCUGCUGGGCCUCGACUCGCUCAUCAUCCCCGGCGGCGAGAGCACCACCAUGGCCAAGCUCGCCAAUUACCAUAACCUGUUUCCUGCUCUUCGCGAGUUUGUCGGUACAGGAAAGCCUGUGUGGGGAACUUGUGCUGGGCUCAUUUUCCUUGCAAACAAGGCGAUAGGUCAAAAAUCGGGAGGUCAGGAGCUUAUUGGGGGACUAGAUUGUACAGUCCACAGGAACUUUUUUGGAAGCCAGGUGAGAAGUUUUGAGACCGAACUCUCUGUACCAAUGCUUGCAGAGAAAGAAGGAGGCAGUCCUACGUGCCGUGGAGUAUUUAUACGGGCACCUGCUAUCUUGGAAGUAGGAUCGGAUGUUGAAAUAUUGGCUGAUUGCCCUGUUCCUGCUGGUACACCCAGCAUUACAAUAACAUCUGGCGAGGGUGUCAAGGAAGAAGUGUAUUCGAAAGAUCGGGUAAUUGUUGCGGUACGACAAGGGAACAUCCUCGCCACUGCUUUUCACCCAGAAUUGACAUUGGACUCCAGAUGGCAUCGACUCUUCUUGGAUAUGGAUAAAGAAUCCCAUGCAAAGGCCUUCUCGGCGCUAUCGCUAUCGACGUUCUCAAGAGACGCGGAAGAGCGGUCGAAUCCUAGGCCUCUUGAUCUACCCAUAUUUGAGUAGCAGCAGACAGAGGACCACGAAUAUACUGAAGGGAAGAUGAUAAGCAAAUUUUGGUCAUGGAAUUGCUGACUAGGAAGCAGCUGGGGGGCAUCUCUUGUGCUUGAGCCCAAAUGCCGUUUCUGGUGUCAACUCUGUACAAUUCAAAAUAAUGACACUAUAUCGCAAACAUCUGCAUUCUUGCUUUUGUAAUCUGGUCAAAUAUAUAUACAACAAGUGAAUAUACACUGACUUCCUGAUU
Messenger RNA from Lolium rigidum, 1188 nucleotides. Its product is annotated as probable pyridoxal 5'-phosphate synthase subunit PDX2. The record is from RefSeq and is a predicted model, not a curated record. Gene Ontology annotation, cellular component: glutaminase complex; cytosol. Gene Ontology annotation, biological process: pyridoxine metabolic process; pyridoxal 5'-phosphate biosynthetic process. Bases 183 to 950 code for a protein of 255 amino acids. The transcript has 7 exons. Lineage: Eukaryota; Viridiplantae; Streptophyta; Magnoliopsida; Poales; Poaceae. Gene Ontology annotation, molecular function: glutaminase activity.